UGAAAUAAACAUCAAAAUAUCAUUGAAUCAGUGCCAUGAGUUACACUUGGCGAAACUUUCAAGCCAGAUCGAUUAGCGUGGCUAGCAAAGCGCAUCUGCGAAUGCACUCAAGUGACAAAAUUAGUGGAGGAAACGCUGACAAAAUUGUUGUUAUUGCUGGGAGCUAGAGCUGGAGCUGUUGCUGUCGUAAGCCCAAUUACAGGCUUGGCUUGCCACUUAGACGAGGGCGUUGCCAAAGACUCGGGAACGGCGACAGUUUUCUUUCAAGCCUGGUAAUGACAAGUCGCUGGCUGCUACUGACGUUGCUCCUCUAUUUGGGCGCCCAAGAGGCCUCCUCGGGUGUAAUGGAUAACUUUGGCGAUGGCCUCAAGAUGGCCGGUCAAAUGUUUGGCAUUAACACAGUCUCCGAUGUGGCCAAUCUGGUGGCCAAAGCCUUUUCGGGUAAUUCCCCAGUGCCCGUGGCCAGCCUAAUGGGUUUCCUGCAGAAUGGCUUCCAACCGCCGCAGAAAAACAAUGCUGAUGGGGAAUCAGAGAGGGCAGAGGAGGAUCAAUCGGAGCAGCAAUCGGAAACGGAAAAUGCCCAAGAGGAACCGCCAACGGAAAAUAGCACGCGUAGACCACCGUCGCCACUGCCAGGUUUCGAUUCCGGACAAAUAUUCACAAAUAUGCUAAGGAUGGUGGGUUUCGAUACCCGGAAAUUGGGAGCUCUAGCCUUGAAUGCCAUCAUUAUGAUUGCUCAGGCGAUUGGCAGCACCCUGAUGCAGGCCACCCGUGGAGGUGGCGGCACCUCAAUUGAUGCCCCGGACGCUCUGUUCGAGCCCAACGAACAUCGCCCACGAUCUUUGUCCAUGGGUUCACCCAUCGAUUGGUUCCUCCAGAGACCCGACCGGUAUAGCAAGCGAUUGCUUAAGGACAUCAUGGAUCGGGAUCUACCAGAGCACAUAGUGGAUAUAAUUGAGGCAAAGGAAGAAAAGGGAAAUGGCCAGAAGGCUGGCUGCCUGAAGCUUCUGAUGUGCAAAAGCCAACCCAUUAUCUGGGGCAUGCAGGAUUCACUAAAGAAAAGGCUGGCUGGAGAGGCCGAGGAGGACGAGGAUACUGAUAGUUACUUCAACAAGCAAAUCUUCUUCAAGUAUCUGCCCAAAAUUGAGGAUUUCAGAGAGCACGGUGCCAGCUGUGAGAAGAAAUACCACGAGGAGUGUCCCAAGAAUGCAACAAAUGGGGAGUUUUUAUAGGUUUUCUAAGGAGGUUAAGUUUUAAUUAUU
This is a messenger RNA of Drosophila serrata, 1262 nucleotides long. RefSeq lists its product as uncharacterized. The record is from RefSeq and is a predicted model, not a curated record. NCBI's taxonomy places the organism in Eukaryota, Metazoa, Arthropoda, Insecta, Diptera, Drosophilidae.